AUGGAAGAAAUACCAGUGAGAGUUGCAGUAAGAGUCAGACCUCUGCUUUGCAAAGAAAUUCUUCAUAAUCACCAAGUAUGUGUGAGAUUGAUUCCAAAUACCCAGCAAAUUAUCAUUGGGAAAGAUCGCAUCUUUACUUUUGAUUUUGUGUUUGGCAAAAAUUCAACCCAAGAUGAAGUUUAUAGUACCUGUAUUAAACCUCUGGUUGCAUCAUUGAUUGAGGGAUAUAAUGCUACAGUUUUUGCCUAUGGACAGACUGGAUCUGGGAAGACAUACACCAUUGGAGGAGGCCACAUUGCAUCAGUUGCGGAGGAUAAAAAAGGUAUCAUUCCACGUGCCAUCCAAGACCUAUUUCAAAGCAUUUCUGAAAAUAGCAGCAUUGAUUUUAACAUAAAAGUAUCUUACAUAGAAGUCUAUAAGGAAGACCUCCGAGAUCUGCUAGAAUUGGAAACAUCAAUUAAAGAUUUACACAUCAGAGAAGAUGAAAAAGGAAACACAGUGAUUGUUGGUGCCAAGGAAUGUUCAGUGGAGAAUGCAGAUGAAGUGAUGAGUCUUUUGGAAAUGGGUAAUGCAGCUCGUCAUACAGGUACUACACAAAUGAAUGAGCACUCUAGUAGAUCUCAUGCUGUUUUCACAAUCAGCAUUAGUCAACAAGAUUUUGCACCAUGUCGGAAGAGUAUGGAAAUGGCUCAAGAUAUAUCUCAGCAAUCUGCUCGACAAAUUGUUUCAAAAUUCCACUUUGUGGACCUGGCUGGAUCAGAAAGAGCAACUAAAACUGGGAAUACAGGCGAACGAUUCAAAGAAUCCAUUCAGAUCAACAGUGGAUUACUGGCUUUAGGAAAUGUAAUAAGUGCUCUUGGAGACCCACGCAAAAAGGGCACACACAUCCCAUAUAGGGAUGCUAAAAUUACCAGAAUCCUAAAAGAUUCCCUGGGAGGCAAUGCUAAGACUGUUAUGAUAACAUGUAUCAGCCCAUCAUCCUCUGAUUUUGAUGAAUCUUUAAAUUCUCUCAAAUAUGCUAACCGAGCACGGAAUAUCAGAAAUAAGCCUAUCGUAAACUACAAUCCUGACUGGGACAGGAUGGAUGAGAUGGAAUUUGAGAUAAAACUGCUUCGAGAAGCUUUGCAGAGUCAACAAGCUAGUACCCUGAGCCAGACUACCCAACUUUCCCAGGAUGUGAACAGAGAUAAGAGUCGGAUCCAUUCUCUUGAAGAACAAGUAGCCCAGCUUCAAGGUGAAUGUUUUGGUUACCAAAAUUGUAUUGAGGAGGCCUUCACCUUCUUGGCUGACCUAAAAGAUGUUGUUAACUUAACUCAAAGUCAGCAGCACAGAUUACAAGAAUGGUUCAACAUGACCCAGGAGAUGAAGAAGGACAUUUCUAACCCAUUCAAAAGUAACCAAGGAAUUGGCCAUGUCCAAGAUGGACCACAUCACAUUACAGUUCUCCAACUGAAGAGGGAACUUAAAAAAUGCCAGUGUGCUCUAGCUGCUGAUGAAGUAGUAUUCAAUCAGAAAGAAUUGGAGUUGAAGGAAUUACAGCAUCAGAUGCAAACGAUGACACAGGAAAACAAAGAACAUUUGCUGUCUUUGAAAGAGGCACAAAAAGUGAAUAGAUUACAGAAUGAUAAAAUAGUAGAACAGCAACUUCUUGUUAACCAGCUGAACGAAGAACUCAUGAAGCUUAACAUGUCCAUAGCCUCUGUAUCUAAGGGAACUUGUGGAGAUGGACCAGAUACGAAGAUAUCAGAAAAGAGGCCAUACACUGUGCCACUUGAUAAUAGUUUUGGACACUAUAUUUAUGUCCCAACAUGGCCAGAUGCCCGAAAGGUCCACACAAGCCCUCCUAUGUAUUCACUUGAUCGAGUGGUAGCUGGAUUUCGAACCCGAAGUCAAAUGCUAUUGGGUCAUAUAGAAGAACAAGAUGAAGUCCUUCAUUGUGAGUUUUCUGAUAAUAGUGAUGAAGAAGAUACAGAAAAUCAAGAAAAACCUGGAUAUCGAACAUCUAGAAAUCUUAGAUGGAUUCGAAAGCCAACCUCUAUUUGUUCUCUUCUGGACAUGAGUGAUGUUCCAAAUCAAAAACAACAGUCAGGUUUGCAGAAUGAAGGCCCACAACCUACAGAAAGUAUAUCAGGUAUAAAGGUUGAAUGUCUUCAGGAAAGUCAGGUAUUAAACUUGCAAAAAUUAAAGAAUUCAGAACUCAGACUCACAGAAGCUAAGCAAAAAAUGAGAGAACUUACAAUCAAUAUCAAGAUGAAAGAAGAGCUCAUUAAAGAAUUAAUUAAAACAGGUAAUGAUGCCAAAGCUGUAAGUAAACAGUAUUCUCUGAAAGUAACAAAACUGGCACAUGAAGCAGAACAAGCCAAAGUGGAACUAACUGAAACACAGAAGCAGCUACAGGAGCUGGAAAACAAGGAUCUGAGGGAUGUUGCUUUGAAGCUGAGAUUACAGAAGGAGUUCCGGAAAAAGAUGGAUGCAGCAAAACUAAAAGUGCAGGUCUUGCAGAAGAAGCAGCAGGAUACUAAGAAACUAGCAUCACUGUCUGCCCAAAAUGAGAAACAAGCUUCUGAACUUGAACAGAAUGUAGAUCAUAUGAAAUAUCAGCAAGCACAGCUGCAAAAGAGACUUCGGGAAGAAAAUGAAAAAAAGAAGCAAUUAGAUGCAGAGAUUAAGCGGGAUCAACAAAAAAUCAAAGAGCUUCAGUUAAGGACAGAGCAACAAGAAAAGAUGCUAAAAAUGAAAUCUGAGGAGUUUGAUGCAUUUAGGAGGAGAAAACAAAAGAGUCCAUUUGGAAAUAUAGACCAGCUCCAGAAACUGGACGAACAAAAGAAGUGGUUAGAUGAGGAAGUAGAAAGAGUUCUUCAUCAACAUCAAGAAUUAGCCGAGCUGGAAGAAGACUUAAAGCAAAGAGAGGCAAUUGUUUCCAAGAAGGAAGCAUUGUUACAAGAGAAGAGCCACUUGGAAAACAAGAAGUUACGAUCUAGUCAGGCUUUAAACAAAGAUAGUUUGAAAAUAUCAACUCGCCUGAACUUGUUGGACCAAGAGUUGGCUAAUAAAAGCAUGCAGCUCCAGAGCAUUCCAGCUGAGGAGCAAAUAAAGAUUUCAGAAGAAGUCCAGGCUCUUCAGAAAGAAAAAGAUCAGCUACAAAGAAGAAGAAAUAGUGUCGAUGAGAAACUUAAAAAUGGUAGAAUGUUAUCCCCUGAAGAAGAACAUCUUCUUUUCCAGCUUGAAGAAGGGAUUGAAGCACUGGAAGCUGCAAUUGAUUACAAGAAUGAAAACAUCCAGAGUCGUCAGCAUUCACUUAGAGCCUCAUUCCAUAUCCUGACCCAGAGUGAGGCAAAUAUUAUGGAAAAACUGAUUUGCCUGACUCCUGCUGAGAUCAGAGCUAUCCUUUACAAAUACUUCAACAAGGUGAUUAGUUUGCGAGAAGCUGAACGUAAACUAAAUUUAGAAAAUGAAGAAAUUAAAAUGAAGGUUCAGGAACAAGACAACAAGAUUCGUGAACUGGAGUCUGCAUUAGAGCACCUCAAGCUGCAAAGUGACAGACAGCUAACCCUUCAAUGGAAGGAGCAUGAACAAAAGAUGCAGUUACUCUUGCAGUAUUUCAAAGAGCAAGAUGGAGAAAGUAUUGUGGACAUCUCAAAGAUCUAUGAGGAAAAAAUUCAACUGCUAGAAAAAGAUCUUUAUUUCUAUAAGAAAACCAGCAGAGAACUAAAAAAGAAGCUUAAGGAGUUAGUAGAAGAAGCACCUCGGCAGCAACCAACUGGACAUAAUGAAGCUAGAGAUGGAAACCUGUCUCAAGAGGAAGCAGGUAUCUUUCCAGAAGAAUUCAAGUGGGCAUCCAGAACUGAAAAUAUCAAACCCCUUGGAAAAGUAAAAGAAACAGAAAGCCCAGCAAGUAGCUUGAGAACACAACCGAAUCCACAUAAGUUUUGGGAAGAUGUUUCUGAAGUAACUCAAUCAUCAAGCUCUUUGGCACAAAGUGGGCACUUAUUAAUCAAUGAAGAUAAAACAGAAACUAAUGAAAAUCAGUUAACAAAACCUCACACUCAACUGUUACCUCAACCUCAGACAACUGUAAAUGUGACACAACUAUCAGGGGUAACCCCUGUAAAAUUAUGCCGCCGAGAGUUACGUCAGAUUUCUGCUUCAGAAUUGUCAUUACGACGCUCCAAUCUUGGAGCUGGGGUUGGGUCAAUGGUUGCUGAUUCAAUUGAAGUUUCCAGGAAAUCCACUGACCUAAAGACUUAGACAUUUUUAUUUAGCAUAAGUGACACUGUUUUUUAAUAGAUGUAUAAAUAUCUUCCCUUUUUCUAUAAUAUUCUAAAAACAAGUUAAUAAGUUCUGUCUUUUGGGAAGGGCAGAAAUAUGUAGAUUCUUUUACAUACCCCAUACCCCUUUAUCUUUUUAUCUUGUGCUUGGAGAUUCUGAAUUCGCAUUUUCACUGUAAUUUCACAAAGCACAGGAUUUAUUUUGUCUUUUUUUUUUUUCUUUGUUUUAACAUGCAAACAUUUUGGAUGUUCAUUUUUUUCCCAGAAACUAAGCCACUAAAAGCUAACCAAAGUAUAAUAUUUAAAAGAUGUUCAGAAGGUAUUUCAAUUUUAAAAUUAAUAUUAUCUGUUGGGGAUAACGCUAAUUACUAUUUAUGAUCUAGAAGCUUGCAUCCAAAUGAGAACUGGCCUUCCUGUCUGCAAAAGAUCUAAAGCAAUUUUAGACAAUGGAGGGCACUCUAGACUUUAAUUAUUUUAAAGGGUACUUUAAGUGGAUUUCAAUUUGUGGCAUCCUACUCUUCAUGUUUUAACCAUGUAUUUUUUCCCUUAAAUUAUUUUAUUGUCAUUAUGUUUAUACUAAAUGUGUUCCAUGACUUGUCUUUCCCUGUAUUCCUUAUUUAUGCCAGUAGGGCUAGGAGGGAAAGAUUCACAAAAAGCUGUAAAAGAUGCAAAAAUAUAUUCCAUGUAGCAGUACAAUAAUAGCAAUAUAAUACUGUGUAACAGUUGAAGAAAAAGAGCACGGGGUAGGAUGUGACUAAAUUGCUUAGAGAAAUAUCAUAAUUUCUUUUUAGCUAGAAAAAGACCAUUAACAAAUCUUAGUUCAUCCUCCCUAAUCCUAGAAUUAAGAUCUUUGUUGUUUUUGAAUCCACCCCAAUUGUAAAUAGGCAGAUUAGACUGAAUUUGGGCAUAGAUGUAUAUCUGGACUGUUAAGGUGUGAAGGAGUGGAAUUCUGUUAAACGUUGUUCGAAGAGUUAAAGAAUUUUUACUCAAGGAAUUGUAUAUGACGUUCACUUCAAGUUUAGAAUUAAGAGCUAAAGAUUGAUUUAACCAACAUAUAGACUUUGUACUUUCUCAGUACAUUUUAUGUUUUUCCAUAUUCAAUCACAGGCCACAUCCCAGUAAAGUGAAUGCCAAAGGGAUAGUGCUUAAAUUGCUUAAUUAUAGUUAAUAUUACUGUAUAUACACAAAAUGUUGACUAGAGCCUAACAAGCAUUAUUUUUAGCUAAUAUUUUUGUUAUAAUGGUUUUAAUUCCAGUGGUUUUAACUACA
This is a messenger RNA of Sarcophilus harrisii (Tasmanian devil), 5537 nucleotides long. RefSeq names its product kinesin family member 27 (gene KIF27). Gene Ontology annotation, molecular function: microtubule binding; microtubule motor activity; ATP binding. Gene Ontology annotation, biological process: microtubule-based movement; mitotic spindle organization. The record is from RefSeq and is a predicted model, not a curated record. The transcript is spliced from 17 exons. The coding region runs from base 1 to 4248 and encodes 1415 amino acids. Lineage: Eukaryota; Metazoa; Chordata; Mammalia; Dasyuromorphia; Dasyuridae.